GUGUUUGUAGAUGUCCUUGUAGAUUCAUUGGUUCUUGCCUCUCCCAAUCCACUAACGUUGAAAUGAAUGUCGAUGCAUCGAAAAAAUCGUCACAAGGCUGUUGAAAGAGUUGAGAGAAAGAUGAAGAUUUUAGUUGCUGUUUUGUUUGUCGGAGUCAUAGGAGUUGUUCUAGCAGAUGUCAAGACAGUGUUUGAAGAAGCAAAAAUCGUUUCUGAUAUUUUAGAUAGUGCGCCAACAAAAGAAAUUGAAGUGAAAUAUGGUGAGCAAAAAGUAAAUUUAGGCAAUGAAUUUAAACCAACAAUAACUAAGGAUAUUCCUGAAGUACAUUAUGAGCAUGAAGGUGGAGUUUUAUAUACAUUAGUUUUAACAGAUCCCGAUGCACCAACCAGAGGAUAUAAUCGUGAAUUUCAACAUUGGCUAGUGGGAAAUAUUCCAGAAGAUAAAGUAGCUAAAGGUGAAGUUCUAACAGAAUAUGUAGGACCUGCCCCACCAAAAGGCUCAGGCAAACAUCGGUAUAUUUUUCUAUUAUACAAACAAAACCAAGGAGCAAUUACAUUCGAUGAACGCCGUAUUGGAAAUCGUGAUAAAAGACGUAAUAGAUUUUCAAUUAAAAAAUUUGCUCAAAAAUAUAAUCUUGAAGGGCCUAUUGCUGGAAACUUUUUCAGAGCUGAGUAUGAUGAUUAUGUAUCAACUAUUCAUCGUCAAUUAGGGUUUUAAACAAAACUAACACAUUAAUGCAACAUAAGUAUUAUAAUAAUUGAUACCAUUGAACUGCUAUUGUUCAAAAUGUGCAAAAUGUUCAAUUCAGAGCAAAAUUCUUGUCUAAUUAAUAAAAACAUAUUUGUAUAUUAUCUUAUUCUGAAAUAAAUUUUUUUCAUCUUUUUAAUGUA
Messenger RNA from Chelonus insularis, 890 nucleotides. RefSeq names its product protein D2-like. The transcript is spliced from 4 exons. Lineage: Eukaryota; Metazoa; Arthropoda; Insecta; Hymenoptera; Braconidae. Bases 67 to 717 code for a protein of 216 amino acids. The record is from RefSeq and is a predicted model, not a curated record.